UCAUUCCUACACACAUUGCUCGAUUACAUUUUUUAUUUUUCGGUCAGCAAAGUACAAAUGUUUGUAUUAACCACAAAAUAGUAUCAGCCAACUUACGUGUUUUGAUUUCCAUUAAUUCGCUCUCGUACAUUCAGUUGUCGAUCGCGUUCCAUCAACGUAAGACCGUUCUACUGGUAACACUCUUCGCGUUCACCUGUUGAACACUUCGCGCAUAUAUUGUUUAUGUUUUUUGUCGGACGAAAAUAUUAUGGUAGUUCAGUGCUCGAUAAAUAAGCUCUCAUUGUGCAGCACGUAGAGUAACAACAAAAUAAAUAAACAGCCACAGCAUAACAACAAUAAGACAAUAAUAAUACUUUUUCGUUGUUGCUGGAAUUUAUGAACCAGCGUUUAAUAGUUGGAUGGAUUGAAUUAAAGAAAGAAAAAGAAUUUUUGUGGUUUACAAGUUGAUUAUACCUCGAAAAACCAUCAUUAAUCGAACAAAAAAAUUGCUAAAAUGACAAUGUUGUGAGAUGAUAUACGUUAAUGUAUUGUCGAAGGAAUUUUAGAAGAGUUAAAAAAGAACAGCAGCCGAAUAACUAGUUUUCACAGGUCAUUAGCAGCUUGGCUAUUGAAGGCUUAAUAAUCUGUGUGAUGUAUUCCAUACGACUUUGGUGACUUGACUAUACAUACGGUUACAACACGACCAAUAAAUGAUGUGAACUUUAUCGAAUCCAAUAAUUUUCUAACAAGAUGACUGACGACUUGUAAUUGAAAUUAUGAGACUGUUCAAAGGGAAAGCAACUCAUAAUCAGCAUGUGUCCGUGUCACAUGCAGCGAAAAAUGGUGCGAUAAUAACGGCACACGAAUAUAACGAUGAAGACGAUAACGAAUUAAUUAAUGGAAAUUCAAAUGUUGAUGCAAAUAACCGUAACACAUCAUCGGAAACAGGCACCAUAGAGGCUGACCGAUCGAACGAGAAAGUGGCAAAAAAUGAGGAUAGGAGUCAGCAAAAGAAGAAAAUUGGCGGUGGAGAACAUCCGAUGGAUAAAAAUGUGUUUACAUGGGGACGUCGCAUGAGUAAGAAGCUGGAACAACUACAACGAACAAAUAGCCAAAAAGCGAAACCGAAAAUCAAAAACAAAUCGUCGCACACCAUCGAAAACAACCGCCCCGUAUCUGUGUUCAACGAUGAGCCCAACACACAACCGAAAACAAUUAAAACCUUUUUCCAUCGCAUCGGUUCCACUGGCAUGCUGUACCAUCGUUCGCACAAAUCGAACAAACCAAUCGAUCCGAGUCCGCUGUAUCGAAGUAGUUCAACCAGUCAGCUCAAUUCGUACGUUAAAUGCGAAGAUCCAUCCGAUGGACUGAAUUUGAAAAAGAAAUCCUCGUUCGAUGCACAAAUUAAGUCGUCCAGCUGUGAUGAUAUCGCUCAGGUUGGUGAUGGCAAUCAAAAACGAGGAUUUCCCUAUGCGUUUCUACGAUCCAAACUGUCCGUUCUGCCGGAGGAAAAUGGUGGAUCUGUACUGAAACCGAAACAACUGUCCAACGAAUUGCAGGACAGGUCAACAACUACAUUUAACAGGAAUGAAAGAUUGAAUGAGUCCAGUCAAAGAAUGACUUAUGCAGCACCAUACCAAAGAGUCAAUAGUUGCCUAAGUUCUAACGAAUCUGGCUAUGAUAGCGACAGUCGAUGUACCGAAGAAAAUGUUAAGCUCGACGUUCCCGAAAUAAGUUUCGUGAAUCAGCAUCCGUUCAGGUUUCACUCGGAUAAGAGACACUCUAUGUCGUUCCGUGACAGCGACCUGAUGGAGGAAAACUUCGAUUAUGGUACGAUUCAACGGAAAUUCAAACAAAUUCAGUUGACAAUGAGACGUAGUGAUGACCGAGUCGGAAUAACGUUGAAACUGCAAGUUUACAAAUGGGGUAAUGUACAUUCCGAAAAGGAGAGGCGAUAUCUUAUAGGUGAAAUGGCUCCUGAAGGUCUGGCAUACAGUGACGGUCGCCUGCGUGUCGAUGACGAAAUCGUCAACGUAAAUGGGCAUCAUUUGCGUGGAAGUCUAUCCCUUGAUGCUGCUCAUAAAGUUCUGCAAACGUUUAUCAAUGGCAGCAUAGAACUAGUUGUAGCGUAUGAUUGCCAGUCCUCAAAACCACUAGCACAAUCUUCCUAUCACAACCUAGACAAAACGAAUGGUUUCAACAGUCGUGGUGAUGUGGAAAAUACGUACGAUGAUAACUGGGAUCGAGUCGCUUCCGAGAUCCCAACAGGACUCGAAAACGGAAUCGUACUACAAAGGUUUAAGAAGAUGAGGCACGAUGGUCAAUUAUUGUCUAGACGAAGUUCACUGAAUAAAUCUUUGUCGCUUACACCGCUCCAACAUUCCACCGAAUACAAGCCGGUGUAUGCCAAUCGUGUAACAAAUGCAAUCAACGACGAUUCGAAAAAGAAAUCGGACCGAAAUACGAUUCACAUCGAGAGCUUCAGUGAUGAUGCGCCUGGUAACAAUGAUUUCAAUUCCAAAGAAAUUAGUGAUAGAGUUCUGAACGAUUCAAUGUACGCUCUUUACCGACCGUCUAAUUGUACAAUCGACGGGAUGGGAAUUUUCCCGAAAUGCCAGGCCAAACGAAACGAGCCGUAUGCAACUUCCACAUUUGAUAAUCAAAUUGUCGGUGAAGUGAAAGACAAUGCAUCAAGCGACACCAAUACUGCUGGCGACGAUGUCAACAAGGGCAUUGAAUUAACGGUGCAAUACACAAAAGGAUACGGCAUGAAGUCCCUUGGCUUUAGUAUUGUGGGUGGUAGGGACUCGCCGAAAGGUCAAAUGGGAAUUUAUGUGAAAACUAUAUUUCCGAGUGGUCAAGCUGCUGAUGAAGGAACGCUAAUGGCAGGCGAUCAAAUUCUUGCCGUCAACGGAACAUUGGUUCAAGAGAUGAGUCACAGCGAGGCGAUAUCGUUGUUUAAGAAUAUACGCGAAGGAGCAGUGAUUUUGAAUGUCGCGAGGAGAAGAAUCCAAACGACCAGAUCCACUUAGAGAUACCUUUUCGGUUAUGCUCGAUGUAAACCAAAUUGCGAACAUUUAGAUAAAUAAAUUUGGAAAUUUUGAUUGUU
Molecule: messenger RNA, 3088 nt
Organism: Bradysia coprophila
Lineage: Eukaryota; Metazoa; Arthropoda; Insecta; Diptera; Sciaridae
Molecular function (GO): protein binding
Source: RefSeq, a predicted model, not a curated record